Delphinapterus leucas (beluga whale) is the source of this 2534-nucleotide messenger RNA. NCBI's taxonomy places the organism in Eukaryota, Metazoa, Chordata, Mammalia, Artiodactyla, Monodontidae. The record is from RefSeq and is a predicted model, not a curated record.
GAGGUCGGGAGGCAGGUGGGACUGGGGUGUCUGGGAUUAAAGAGACCCUGGUUCAGAGAGAGUGGGGGGCUGAUGGGAAGAUGUGGGGUGAUUUGGAACGUAUGGAGGGGAGGCUCCCGGCCAUGUCAAGGCCCAGGCAUCUCCUGAGGAAGGAUGGGACCCAGCUGUAUUUCAGCCCCACACUUCCCGCCAACCUCAGAUCCAACCCAAACAGUUGCCUCGACCUACUAUCAGCCUCCGCCUGAAUUAGCAUCUUAGCACAGCAGCAAGCCCGAGCUCAGCCCCAGCCCCAGCCCAGGACCCAGCAUGGCGAGGGACUUUCAGGACAUCCAGCAUCUGGGCUCUGAGGAGAACGACCACCAGUUUUGCAGAGGUGAGGGCCCAGGCACUCGCGGGCGCAGUCCCAGGAGAGAAGAUCCAUUCUGGAAAGGGAUGCCUCCUCCCCAGCCCUUUGUCCUGCAGCGUCUCUGUUCCCAGCUCCGCCUCAGUCUGCUUGUCCUGGGCUUCAACAUCCUGCUGCUGGUGGCCGUCUGUGUGAUGGGGUCCCAAAGAGCACAGCUGCAAGUGGAGCUGCAGACUCUAAAGGAAACUUUCAGCAACUUCUCCUCGAGCACCUUGAUGGAGAUCCUGGCUCUAAGCUCCCAUGGAGGCAGCGCCGGUGACAAGGUGACAUCUCUGGAAGCCAAGCUGGAAAAACAGCAGCAAGACCUGAAAGCAGAUCAUGCCACUUUGCUGCUUCAUCUGAAGCACUUCCCGGUGGAUAUGCGCACGCUGGCUUGUCAGCUGGCGUUCCUCCAGAGCAACGGCACAGAGUGCUGCCCCGUGAACUGGGUGGACUAUGAAGGCAGCUGCUACUGGUUCUCUCGCUCGGGGAAGCCCUGGCCUGAGGCUGAGAAGUACUGCCAGCUGGAGGACGCCCACCUGGUGGUCAUCAACUCCAGAGAGGAACAGAAAUUCAUUGCACAACACACGAACCCCUUUCAAACCUGGAUAGGCCUCACUGACAGUGAUGGCUCCUGGAGAUGGGUGGAUGGUACAGACUAUAGGCACAACUAUAAGAACUGGGCUGCCACUCAGCCAGAUGACUGGCAGGGGCACGAGCUGGGGGGCAGCGAGGACUGUGCUGAGAUCCAGGGGGAUGGCCGCUGGAACGACGAUUUCUGCCAGCAAGUGAAACGCUGGGUGUGUGAGAUAAAGCGGAACAUCACCAUCUAGGUGUCCUGACCUCCAGCAGACCUCUGACCUCCAGCAGACCUCUGACCUCCAGCAGACCUCUGACCUGCACCCUGCCUGCCUCCAAGUCCUCCACUGGGCAUUUUGAAGAAAGGAAGAAGAGAGUCCUCAGAGGCAUGGGGAGGGGUUGAGGAGAGAUAGAAGGGGGUGGUUGAAGAAGCUCAGACCUUGGGGAGACUGAGAUCCCGCCUCCUUCUGAAAGUCACUGUAAUUACUAUUAUAAUUUUUGGCCUCCUCAAUGGAUUAGGAAAAGGACAGAUACUUGAAACUCUGCGUGGAUUUGUUAUUUGGAACUGGGAACUGUAGGGUACAAAGAAGAGGGAGGGAGAGGGUCUGGAAGAGAGAAAGCUUAAGUGCUAGAUGGCUGUCCUUGACACCUAAUCUUGAAGACAUGGGUCAGGGAGCGGAGGGAGAGGUUCUGGAAGAGAGAAAGCUUAAGUGCUAGACGGCUGUCCUUGACACCUAAUCUUGAAGACAUGGGUCAGGGAGGGGAGGGAAGAGGAUUGAAACAGAGGAAGGCCCCGUGGAAGGCACUGGUGGGGGCAGGGAGCUGGCUGGGCUGGGGCUGAGGGUCUGCCCACACCCUGAGGGGUUCCCUGCAGUUGGGAUCCCCUCCAGAAGAGGUUCCAGGGAACACCCCUGCUCCACUGUCAGCCUGGGAACUGUGAACUGGGCUGGCAAAGGUCAGUGACAAAGGUGUGCUAAGAGAAGGAAGAUUGGUAUGACCCCAGAUAGACCUAGACGUGUCUCCAGCACAUGGUGUCUCCAGCAGUCUCCACAGUGGGUAAACUGCAUCUUCCAAGAUCAUUCUGAAACUGACCUUAAAAAAGAGUCUGUAAUCAAUUAGAUUUUUUGGUUUUAUUUUUAUUACAAAAGUAAUAUAUACUAGUAGUUAAAAAUGUUUCAAACACACACACACAUGCACACUGGGAGUCUCCUCCUCUCACCCUUCCCACUUCUCCGCAGAGUUAACAAUUUUCAUGGAUAUUGUAUUAGUCAAGGGUCUCCAAAGAAACAGAACCAAUAGGAUGUAUAUGUACCAAUAGGAGAUAUAUUGGCUCAUGUGAUUAUGGAGGCUGACAGCUCCUGAGUUCUGCAGGUGAGCUGAAGAGCCACAAGGUUCCCAUCUGAGUCUGAAGCCUCAACACCCAGGAAAAGCCAGUGUUUCCAUGUGCCAGUUUGGAGAGGGUCAGGCAGGAAGACCUUUCCCUUACUCAUGAGAGGGCCAGCCUUCUUGUUCUCUUCUUGGCUUCAACUGAUUGGGUGAGGCCCACCUGCAUUAGGGAGGGCAAUCUGCUUUC